Bemisia tabaci is the source of this 1887-nucleotide messenger RNA. NCBI's taxonomy places the organism in Eukaryota, Metazoa, Arthropoda, Insecta, Hemiptera, Aleyrodidae. The record is from RefSeq and is a predicted model, not a curated record.
AUGGAAAAAAAACGGACUCUUCGACUCAAACUAAGGAAAAGGACACUGAAUUUUGGAACUUGGAAUGUCCAAGGGAUAUCGACGAAAUUGACGGAGGUUGUGUCGGAGAUAAAGAAUCACGGGGUGGACGUAUCAGUACUAACAGAAACCAAGAAAAAAGGCCACGGAUCUGAAAGUUUAGGAGAUUACGACAUGUUUUUCAGUGGAGUAAGUAAGGAACAACGGGCUCAGCAGGGUGUUGCAAUUCUCAUACGGAAAACCUUGCGGAAGUACAUUAACAACAGGGAAGCAGUGAGUCCGCGCAUAAUCAAGAUGAAUCUCACGGUGUACGGGCACAGAAUUGCACUACUUGGAGUGUACGGGGUGAAUGACGAUGCUCCUGUGGGGCUAAAAGACCAAUUCUUUGAACAACUAAAUGAUGAAAUCGAGCAAAUUGGAACUACGAGGGAAGUGCUAAUCAUGGGAGACCUUAAAGGAAGAACAGGUAGUAGGAGGGGUUGCAAGGUGGUUGGACCAUAUGGAGAGGAAGCUGUGAAUGAUAGCGGUAUCCGAAUCAUCGAUAGCUGUGAUCAAAAUUAUCUAAAAAUUUUAAACGGAUUCUACCAGCGUCGCGACAUUCACAAAUACACCUGGGUGCAGCCAACUCGAGGUUUGAGGUCCAUUAUUGACUACGUGAUUGUGAGGCAAAAAUCCAAGAUGAAGGUUCAGCAUGUGAGAGUGUGCAGAGGUCUCUCAUGUGGCAGCGACCACUAUUUUCUCGAAGCAAGAAUAGCUUUCCCGGUGAAGGACGGCCAGCGAGUCGAGCCUGUACAACAAGAUCAGCAGCAAGAGAGGGUUGUCCUUCAUCGGAAGAAGUAUAAUAUAGAUAGUCUCCACCAUGAUAGCGUUAAACGUCUGUAUAGGCAAAGGCUGGAUGAAAAGUUGGUGGAGAGGUCUUUUAGCAGCACUGAGGAGCAUUAUCAAUUCAUUAAGGAUUGUAUUCACUCUGCGGCCAGUGAGGCCUUAGGAGUUUGUGAAGAAGAUAACUCGAGGCGUAAGCCAUACUGGUGGGACGCGGAAGUGGAACGAGAGAUCCAAGAUAAGCGAAACAAGUACCAUUCUUUUCUGUCCUCUAAGAGGGAUGAAGACAAGGUUGUUUACAAGCAGGCUCAGGCUCGGGUGAGGAGUCUAAUCACAAGGAAGAAAAACGAGACUUGGGAGCAGAAUUGCUCCAAAAUUAACACCUACCUCGGGGGCAGAAAGAGUGCAGAAAGUUGGAAAUUAUUAAAAAGCCUACGAAGGGAUAUGAAGCGUGAUAUUUUAUCUCCGAUAUCGAUCCGCCAGUUGGAGGAACAUUUUAAACAAUUAUUGACCGAAAGGCGACCAGAGUUUCAGGGAGGCACGCAGAUAAACACCGAUGAGGCAUCCACUGUAUCAGUCCAGCUCUUUGAUGUGGUUAAAGCCGUCAGGGAGUUGAAGAAUGUGAAAGCUUAUGGACCCGGAGAUAUUCCCUCAGAAUUAAUUAAAUGUGGGUCCAACAGGCUGUUCCAUUGCUUAAGGGACUUAAUGGAUAAAUGUGCGAAGGGUGAUGAAGUCCCGAAGGAGUGGAAAGAAUGUUGGAUUACAGCUACCCACAAAAAGGGGAAAAAGGACGAUCUUGAUAAUUAUCGUGGAUUGUCGGUGACCGGGACGAUCAGCAAAAUUUAUGGUAAGAUAUUGAAAGCUAAAAUCGAAGAAGAAUGGAUUCAUCAUGAGGCAGAAGAGCAAGCGGGUUUCAGGGCUGGCAGAUCAACCGUCGACCAUCUAUUUUGCAUCACCCAGGUUAUUGAGAAGAAGAUGGCGGUUGGUCAAGAAUUGCACUUGGUGUUCGUGGAUUUGCAAAAUAAGCCUAUGAUAGCGUGCCUUUAG